AAUUUAUCAUAUUCGUAACUGUUAACUGCUUCAUAACCCACCACCAAUGGCCGCUGCAGACGCCUCUCCGGAAUUCCGCCCAGAAAUUUCAGUCUCUCCGGUGGUGACCCACGACGGCUUACAGUUCUGGCAAUACAUGGUGGCAGGCUCCAUCGCAGGUUCAAUCGAGCACAUGGCGAUGUUUCCCGUGGACACUCUCAAGACCCGAAUGCAAGCCAUAACAGGGCUGGAUCCGGCUCAUCAUGUCGGAGCCCGGCGAGCUCUCGGUUCGAUCCUGAAACUGGAAGGCCCUUCCGGGCUCUAUCGCGGCAUCGCCGCCAUGGGUCUCGGAGCAGGUCCCGCACACGCCGUGUACUUCUCUGUUUACGAAGUCUGUAAAGAGAAAUUCUCCGGCGGAAAUCCGAACAACCCCGCCGCCCACGCAGCUUCCGGAGUCUGCGCCACCAUGGCGAGCGACGGCGUGAUGACGCCGAUGGAUGUAGUGAAACAGAGAUUACAGCUGAAGAGCAGUCCAUACAAGGGAGUGUGGGAUUGUGUAAAGAGAGUGUCCAAGGAAGAAGGGGUCGGUGCCCUGUACGCGUCGUACCGUACGACGGUGGUGAUGAAUGCGCCGUUCACAGCAGUGCAUUUUGCGACGUAUGAGGCAGCGAAGAGAGGGCUGACGGAGCUGUCGCCGGGGAACGCAGAAGACGAAAGAGCGGUGGUUCACGCGGCAGCGGGAGCUGUGUCAGGGGCGGUGGCUGCGGCGGUGACAACGCCACUCGAUGUAGUGAAAACUCAGCUACAAUGCCAGGGGGUGUGUGGGUGUGACAAAUUUUGCAGCAGUUCGAUAGGGGAUGUGAUUGAGAGGGUGGUGAAGAAAGAAGGAUACAGGGGGCUCAUCAGAGGCUAUGUACCCAGGAUGCUCUUUCAUGCUCCUGCUGCUGCUAUUUGCUGGUCCUCUUACGAAGCUUCCAAGUCUUUCUUUCUUUCUUCCUCUUUAAAUUCUUGAUGCUACUUAUGCUUCCUCUAUUUUGGAUCCUCUAGUCUCUGAGAUCCACAACUCAACCAGAGUCUCGUUAACCGGUGACUGUAUAUAUGAUUCUGCCUACUCUCCUCCCACCAAAUGUUGGUUCAAGUGCUAUCUGUGUAUAUAUACAUGUGUGUGCAUCUUUAUCAACUGCUUUUGCAUUCCUGGGAAUGGAAUAAAUGAUUGUUACAGAAA
This is a messenger RNA of Neltuma alba, 1204 nucleotides long. Its product is annotated as mitoferrin. NCBI's taxonomy places the organism in Eukaryota, Viridiplantae, Streptophyta, Magnoliopsida, Fabales, Fabaceae. Bases 47 to 991 code for a protein of 314 amino acids. Gene Ontology annotation, molecular function: ferrous iron transmembrane transporter activity. Gene Ontology annotation, cellular component: mitochondrial membrane. Gene Ontology annotation, biological process: iron import into the mitochondrion. The record is from RefSeq and is a predicted model, not a curated record. The transcript has 2 exons.